Fusarium proliferatum ET1 is the source of this 1764-nucleotide messenger RNA. RefSeq lists its product as uncharacterized. NCBI's taxonomy places the organism in Eukaryota, Fungi, Ascomycota, Sordariomycetes, Hypocreales, Nectriaceae. Bases 1 to 1764 code for a protein of 587 amino acids. The record is from RefSeq and is a predicted model, not a curated record. The transcript is spliced from 2 exons.
AUGUUUUCCCCUACCUUUGUUACUCUCCCACUCCAACUCAUCGUGAGAAUCAUUGACUCUACAGACCCAUCUGAUCAUCUGAACAUAGCCUGCACGUGUUCUUAUCUGCGGCAGUGUGCUACAAAAUCUCUCAAUCAUCACCGAGAUGCGCAUGAGAAAUUUUCUGUUGCUUCAGACCUCGACCCAUCUACUAUACCGACUUUGCUACGCAGCGCCUCGGGGAUCACGAGCCCUAUCGACGCCUGGCAUGUUCAGAAUAUCGAGAUAUGGGGAUCACGAUGGAACUGGAAAGAAUGGAGGACUUGGGAAUUGAACAAAAGUCCAGCAGCAUGGCAUCAGAUUUCGAAACGAAGGCAGGUAUUUGCGAAGUCGCCAGUCUUGGAGUGGUCGAUACCGCCGUGGGAACUUACUCACUACUUGCGCAUCAUGCGAGAGAGACUGAGCCUGCCAGGGGAUUUCGUUGACUCGGCACGUCUUGAAUUUGAAAAAGGGUGUGACAGUGUGAUGCAAAUGUUGCUCAUCGUUUUGUGCCCUCGGCUAAAAAGCUUGAAGUACAUGUACAACAGACACGACAAGGUCGCAUAUCGUCGGAGUCUCUACUGGCUCACACCUGUCAUGGGAAAGAGUUGGGUUGAUGACUCUUGGCCCCCAGGGCUCUCAAAGCUGCAUGAUGUUGCUGUGGGUGUACGCUCGGAGACCUGGCUCGACGACGAAGAUGACAAACUUUGGUACGCUCGCAGUGCUUUCAGAGGCUUCUUCAAGCUUCCUGAAAUUAGUACUCUGUACUUUCGAGGGCUACGACAACAAGAUCAUCCCUCCAUGCCGCAUGAUUCGGACUGGAACCUUCGCGAUGGGGAAUCUAUUUUCGACACUUCAAUUUCAUCCGCCCUUCAAGCUGCUGAUGAAUUGCCAGCACGAUGUUCUACCAUCAAGCAUUUGUACCUUGAAUCCCCUGGCGACUAUCGCGAACUAGAGUGUAUAGCGGCAGCGCCCAGGGCGCUAAAAUCAUAUACCCUUCAUGGCGGUGAAAUUCACUAUGGUUCAGGAGGCUCACUCGAGAUGCUGUUGAAGGACAUGGUUGAAGAACAACGCCAAUCACUCGAAAGUAUUCUAGUCUACAAUACUUCACGAUUUGAAGAGUCUUGCUGUACAUUGCGCCCGAGCGACGGGGCAGGGUAUAUUGAAAUGCAUGAUUGCCCGCAACUACGUCAACUUUACAUCCACUCGGAUGAUCUGCAGCUUCUCUACCAUGAGCUUCACCGUGAGCUUCCUCCGAAAGAUUCAAAUACACUCCAGGGCUUUGUCGACUACAUUAUGGGUUUCUUGCCUGCGUCCCUGGAGCUUCUCAUGCUGGGGUCUGCCAAAAACUCGGUCGCUGUAAACGUACCCGAAACACAAUUCGAAGACUUUGGCUUCGGUAAAUUUGAGGAGUUGAAUGAGCAUAUUCUGAUAUCCGUGGUUUCGUCAAAGAGAUUCCCGGCUCUCAAAGCUAUUCUUGUUGAGCGAACAGAAGACAGCCAUGAGUUUACCCAGCUGAUUGAGGUCGGGCGGGAAAGGGGAGUUGAUAUCUAUAUCACGGCCAAUGACCAAGUAUUGCCACAUCAGACUCGACUACCCCAGCGCCCUCGAGCUACCAGCCAUCAACCUCAUGGAGAGAUUGAUCAGGAGCCACCUAAUGAGCAGCUUCAAGAAAAAUUAGAUGAGGGGAAUGAGACUGAUGACGAUUGCGGCAACCUACAACUUACAGGGAUGGUGGCAAUGUAA